Molecule: messenger RNA, 1215 nt
Organism: Acaulospora morrowiae
Lineage: Eukaryota; Fungi; Glomeromycota; Glomeromycetes; Diversisporales; Acaulosporaceae
Source: the annotation of a GenBank genome assembly
AUGAAACCUUUUGACCUAUUUAAAAAAUAUCGAAAAACAGAGCCAUUUAGUAUUUUAUUGCUCCGAGCUUUCGUAAUUGUUGCUCUUAUAUCAGGUUUAGCAGGAUAUGUUACGGUAACAUUUAUAAAUAUAGUAAAUGAGGUUCCGAUAACUAAAACCUCGAUCUCUGAAGUGGAUUCUCUGCCUAUACCUGAAACCCAAGGAGGCGAACAAUCGUGUGAUAAUUAUCUUUACCAACCAACUUUGUCAAAUGGAACAUAUAUUGGUGCAUUCACGGCGAAUUUAGAACGUAAUUUUACGCGGAAUGGUCCAAAUUCUAUCGAAUUCAUCGGAAUCACUGCUGUCUUUAAUGAACGUUCCUUUAAUUAUAAAGACAAUAACUUCAUGACGAUUAUGGCUAUUGAUUCUGAAAAGAAUCCUAUCAACGUUCAAGGUGUUGGUCAAUUGACCGAUGACAUGAUAAAUUCCCUUCCAAGUUAUAUACAAGAAUUUAUGUUUAGUAACGUUUAUACAAUGGUGAACGGAGAGAUAGUAAGUAUGACAUUUGCCCGGAGUAUCCGGAAUUCGAUUAAAAAAAGAUUUAUCGACAUAUUUGGGAUCCCCCCAGAGCUAGAUCAAGUACCAUAUAUUAUGACAAGCACACAGGGUAUUCCUAGUCCUGGGAUUAAUGUAACUCAGACUUACGUCUCUAGUUUAAUGCUCAAACCACUAUAUUAUAUGAUUCGCGUGGAGACCGAACAGAGGAGCCGAACUAUAAUAUCACAAAUAGGCCUGUUAGGUGGCGCGUGGUCUGUGUGUUCAAUCAUAUAUAGUACAUUAUUUGGAAUUGAUACUCUUAGUCCAUUUGGUUGUGUGCAACUCCAUUGUCCGUGCUUUAGAAAUAAAACACAGAAUAAAUUAAGAAGUACAUUGCCUCUCAUACCGCUCGUUAACCAAGACUCAACUGAUAUUUCACAGAACACCAACAGCCAGGGUGCAAUGGUUUCGCACUUACGAGAUCGUAUAAAUGCGUUAGAGAUGUUCUUAAAGGAAUAUGUGGUAGACGCAGGAUAUUUGGAAUCUCUGGUUGAAAAAGGAACGAAAAGUCAUGGCGAAAAACCGGUGCCAAAUAAUAAUCGUUAUAACGAACCUUCCUAUAACGUAACGCAAAAUCAACAACCGUACUAUUUAUCAGUUGAUAAAACGGGUGGUGGUUAUGUUCAAUAUGGUGUAUAA